UAACUCUUCUAUUUACUGUUCUUCUUCAAUUGUUUAUGCGUUUUUGUUUUGAUUUUAAACUUUAUCGUUCUUACAGUUUGCUGUUUGUUUCUUAUUUAUACGACGACGGUAUUUGGCAGUAGCAAACUUUUGGAUUUGUGUAAUCUGGUUGGAUUGCAUCCUGAUCUAAGAAUUACAAGCUUUAUUUUCCAUCCUUCAAUGAGACUUCAUCAUUGAAUAAUGGAGGAAUAUAUUGAAUAUAUUCUUUGUGGAGAAAUAUUAGUAGCACCUGCGAUAGAUUCGAAAUAUCAAUACUGCCUGAAAUGCAACGAAUGCAGUGAAUACUAUUCAACAUUGGACGAGUUUAUUGCCCAUCAUCAAUCGGACCACAAUGUUGAUGGUCUGGACAAUAUUUCAUCAUCACCUGCUUCAGAAGUGGAAUGCAAUGAGGAAUAUUUAGAAAUAUAUUCACCGCUAUCCGUCAAGGCGGAGCAUUCGAAUGAUGGCUGUGAAGUAGCACCUCCACUGUCUCCAACAAGCUACAGCGAAACACAAACACACGAUAAGAAUAUGGAUGAUGGCAGUACAAAAUCUGAAAUUGAUGACGAGGAAGGGUUUAAAGGAUUUGAAAGCGAAGGUAUGGCCGGAGAUGAUGAGACGGACCCUUUAGAUCAACCACAGUGUGAGCGAACAGAAGGUCCUAUUAAUGAUGAAGACAACGAUAACGCAUGUCUUGAAUCAGAAGCUGAGUGGGAACCAGAGGACAACAAAACUAAGGUGUUCGUGAGUCAGUUCUUGAAAUGUGAAAAAAAUUUCCUAACAUUUAUAGAGGCCUACAAAAAGCAACCUCGUCUAUGGAAUUGGAAGCAAUAUCCGUCAAAGCUUAACUCUAGUAAAGAGCGUGAAAAAUAUUGGUCGCAAAUUGCCGCAGAAAUCCGAAAUAAUUUAAACAUUGAGAUUACCUGCAAGUACGUAUCAGCAGUAAUAAGACGAAUUCGAAAUGGUUAUGCCAUUAAGUUGAAUCGCCUCAAGUCUUAUGAGCAGCGUGGUGGAACACUUAAAAGCAGGAAUAUUCCUCAGUGGUACUUUAACAAGAUGCAAUUUCUAGAACCAUUUCUGAACAAUUAUUCUAUUGUAGAAAUUGGUGUACAGCGGCAACCGUUGGAGACAGAAGAAAUUAUACAAAUUCUAAAGAUUUAUAAAAGAUUUCCACACUUGUGGAACACAAAUCUCGUAGAAAAUGUCUGCACAAAUAAACGCGAUGAAGCUCUAAGUCAAAUGAUCGAGGCCUUACAGUCAGAAUUAUCAUUGCAGGUGGAUGAUGUAGCCCUUAAGAAGUAUUUGUACUGCAUCCAUGGCCACUUUACCACCGAGAAGGCCAAAAUGCUGCACAAGAAAACAUCGACCAAAGACAUAUCGAUAUAUUACGAGCAUAUGUUGUUUUUAGAUGAGCAUGUUGGCCCCUUCUAUUGUUCGGAGUGUGGCAAAAAACAUAAGAAUCCUCUGCAGUUAAAAGUACAUGAAUCUCUGUCACAUGGUCUGGAACCUUUAAAGUGUCCUCUCUGCGUCAAAACCUAUACCAAUGUUCAGGCUUAUACAUUUCAUGCCCGACGACAUAUGAACGAUACCAGUGAAGUGUGUAGAGUUUGUGGGAAAACAUUUAUAAAAGUUGUAGAUCUAACAGCCCACAUGCGUGGACACAAUGGCAUUAAGCCAUAUUUCUGUGAAAUAUGUGGCUCUUCGUUUACUAUGCCAUCGUCAUUGACCGAACACAAGAAGCGACACAGUGCCCAAAAUAAAGAACAUUGUUCAAUUUGUUCCAAGGCGUUCUUUAGCAAACGAAGAUUAAAUAUGCAUCUGUUAACACAUUCAAAUUCGAGAAGUUUCGUUUGCAACAUCUGUGGAAAGGCAUUUAAAACUAAAAAAACAAUGCGAGCCCACGAAACAAUACAUGAAGAUAGCCGCAAUCAUCCAUGUCCGCUUUGUGGUAAAAUGUUUAAAAAUAGAAUUGGUGUUACGCAGCAUUUGAGAACGCACCGAAAUAACGCCGAUACAGCAUCAAAUCCUUUUAUUGGUAGUUGAAUGGAGAGCCGUGAUAUAUUUUUUUUAAUUCAAGAGAUAUCUAUAUAAGAACAAUAAAUGUUAUUUAUGUCUUUUUAAAUUGAUGUUUUUAUUUUAGAUUAGCAAUAUUACAAAUAAGAUAUAUGGUUUUUGUAUGAUGAAUGUGAAAGAAAACUCCAUUCCAAAUGAGGGUUGAGUGAAAAAAAAACAAAUACAUAAAAACUUAUUUGCGAUGGUGUUUUUCUGCGCUUUCACUUUCGUAUCGUCAUACAAAAACCGGACCAAACUUUUUUGUACUACAAUUAUAAUAAACUUUAAAUGUUGAAAUAAAUAAUAAUAGUCGAACGAUAAGGUGACUGUCAAUCAUAUUGUUUUAAACUUGUCAAAUUCAAUCGAA
Messenger RNA from Musca domestica (house fly), 2437 nucleotides. Its product is annotated as myoneurin-like. NCBI's taxonomy places the organism in Eukaryota, Metazoa, Arthropoda, Insecta, Diptera, Muscidae. The record is from RefSeq and is a predicted model, not a curated record. Gene Ontology annotation, cellular component: nucleus. The transcript is spliced from 3 exons. Bases 220 to 2061 code for a protein of 613 amino acids.